Chelmon rostratus (copperband butterflyfish) is the source of this 1485-nucleotide messenger RNA. RefSeq names its product cholinergic receptor, nicotinic, beta 1 (muscle) (gene chrnb1). The transcript is spliced from 11 exons. Bases 1 to 1485 code for a protein of 494 amino acids. Lineage: Eukaryota; Metazoa; Chordata; Actinopteri; Chaetodontiformes; Chaetodontidae. Gene Ontology annotation, molecular function: transmembrane signaling receptor activity; acetylcholine-gated monoatomic cation-selective channel activity. Gene Ontology annotation, biological process: signal transduction; monoatomic ion transmembrane transport; regulation of membrane potential. The record is from RefSeq and is a predicted model, not a curated record. Gene Ontology annotation, cellular component: synapse; postsynaptic membrane; neuron projection.
AUGAAGAGCCUGGAUCUGGUCCUGCUGGCAUGUUGCUUGUGCAGCCUGAGCACAUUGGCAGGUGGGUCUGAUGUGGAGAAGGCCCUGAUGAAAGCGCUCUUUUCCAAAUACAACCUCAAGGUGCGGCCGGCAGUCAGCCCUGAGGAGAGGGUGGUGGUCCGUGUGGGUAUGGUCCUCUCCUCCUUCGUUGGACUGAACAUGAAAAAUGAAGAAAUGAGCACAAUCGUUGUCAUGAACCUGGAGUGGACGGAUUAUCGGUUGAGGUGGGACCCCAAGGAGCAAGACGGGAUCGAGGUGUUGCGUGUCCCCUCGGGGAAGGUUUGGCUGCCGGACAUCGUCCUCAUCAAUAACAACGACGGGGUGUUCGAUGUGGCCCUCCACGUCCAUGUUCAGGUUUACAGUAAUGGCAGAGUCACCUGGACUCCGCCCGCGCUCUACUGCAGCUCGUGCGGAGUUAAGGUGACAUAUUUCCCCUUCGACUGGCAGAACUGCACCAUGCAGUUCCGCUCCUAUACGUACGACUCGACGGAGAUCGACGUGCAGUACGCGCUGGACUCAAGAGGCAACGAGAUCAGGGAGAUCCAGCUGGACGAGGCCUUCAGUGAGAGCGGCGAGUGGCACAUCAGACACAAGCCAAGCCGGAAGAACACAAAUGACGAUCAGUAUGAGGACAUGACCUUCUACCUGAUCAUCGAGAGGAAGCCUCUGUACUACGUCCUCAACAUCAUCCUCCCGUGCAUCCUCAUCACCAUCAUUGCCAUCUUUAACUUCUACCUGCCUCCUGAUGCAGGAGAGAAGAUGGGUCUGUCUAUCAACGUGUUGCUCACCCUCACCGUGUUCCUGCUGCUGCUGGCUGAUAAGAUCCCGGAGACGUCGCUGGGCGUCCCCAUCAUCGUCAACUACAUCAUGUUCACCAUGAUCCUGGUCACGUUUUCCGUCAUCCUCAGCGUGGUCGUCCUCAACCUGCACCACCGCUCACCCAACACCCACCAGAUGCCCAUGUGGGUGCGCAAGAUCUUCAUCCACAUGCUGCCUCCUUACCUGGGCAUGCUGCGGCCAAAGGUAGAGACCCCCCUGUCCCUGGAGACCAUGCCCCGGCGAGAGAAAAAGAUCAUCACCGUCAGCAAAGCGGCCGACGAAUACUUCAUCCGCAAGCCCGACUCCUCCUUUCUGUUCCCCAAGCCCAACAGGUUUCACCCUGAUGGCAUGUGUACAGAUCUGAGGAAGUUCAUUGACGGCCCCAGCAGCUACCUCACGCUGCCCGAGGAGCUCAAGUCAGCCAUAGAGGCCAUCACGUAUAUCGCCGAGGCUCUGCAGGCGGAGAAGGACUACGAAGCUCUGAAGGAGGACUGGCAGUACGUGGCCAUGGUGGUGGACCGCAUGUUCCUCUGGAUCUUCGUCGUCUUCACCACCGUGGGCACCUUGGCCAUCUUCGCCGAUGCCAGCUUCAACCACACACCCACUGACCCCUUCAAAUCCCCCUGA